AGCAUAUAUCUUCAACUUUUCCACAAUCUUUACUGUGUAUACUGAAAGCCCACUACAGCACUUUCUAUUUUCUGCUCUCUCUCUUUCCAUCAAUGGCGUCUUCCUCUCAACUCCUGGCGUCUUUCCUUCUCCUAACAUCGCUUUCUCUAUUCUCACCGUCACAGUCGGCCACCUGCACAUCGCAGACCUUCACCGGCAACAGGCUCUACACUUUCUGCAACGACCUCCCCUCCCUGAACUCCUACCUCCACUGGGCCUACGACUCGGCCCAGUCCACCCUUUCCAUAGCGUUCGUCGCCGCCCCGCCCAGUCCCGACGGAUGGGUUUCAUGGGCCAUCAACCCGACUGCCACCGGCAUGGUGGGCUCGCAGGCCCUCAUCGCGUUCAGGGAUCCCAGGGGUGGAAUGACCGUUAAGACAUACAACGUCUCGACUUACGGCCCGUUAACGGAGUCCAAGGUUUGGUACGAGGUGAAGGAAUCGUCGGCGGAGUUUUCCGGCGGGGUUAUCAGGCUUUUUGCAACCAUAGUGUUGCCGGAGAAAGGGAGGACGACAGUGAACCAAGUAUGGCAGGUGGGUCCCUCCAUCACCGGCGGGGUGCCUGAUAAGCACGAGUUUCAGCCGGAAAACUUGAACUCUAAAGGUAGCCUUGAUUUAUUGAGAGGACAAAGCACUGCUGGCGCCGGCGGUAACUCUAGAACCAAGAAGAGAAAUAUUCAUGGAGUACUAAACGUUGUUAGCUGGGGGAUUAUGUUUCCAAUCGGUAUCAUCAUUGCAAGAUACCUGAGGACGUUUCCUUCUGCCGAUCCUGCCUGGUUUUAUCUUCACGUUUUCUGCCAGGUUUCAGCGUAUGCCAUCGGAGUGGCUGGCUGGGGAACCGGUCUUAAGCUUGGCAGUCAAUCUAAAGGCAUUACCUAUUCUAAUCAUCGUAACAUUGGGAUUGCACUCUUUGCUCUAGCAACUGUGCAGAUAUUCGCCCUGUUGUUGAGGCCAAAAAAGGACCACAAGUACCGGUUUUACUGGAACAUCUACCACCAUGGAUUUGGAUACACGAUCAUCAUACUUGGCAUCAUCAAUGUGUUCAAAGGCUUCGAUAUAUUGAAGCCAGAGGCCAAGUGGAGAAACGCAUACAUCAUCGUGAUUGCCGUUCUUGGAGGGAUUGCCUUGUUGUUGGAAGCCAUCACAUGGAUUGUCGUUCUACGGAGGAAGAAGUCGAGCGAGUCGACGAAGCCCUACGACGGUUUCAACAACGGACAUAGCAGGCAAGAACGUCUGGCUCCAUGAUCAACAUCCAUCACUUUCCCUCACUUUCUUGACGUGACAACCGGCCCGGCCAGAUCUUCUACUGCAAAUCGGUACUACAUCUCAUAAUAUCUAUAUCAUCCUGCAUAUAUGCACGCCACGUGUAUAAGGUAUUUCUCUAUAUAUACAAAUGACGUGGAUUUAUACAUAUGGCCGACAUAUAUGAAGUGUAAUAUGAGAUGAAAUACCCUUCUGCAAUAGAAAAUACUAAGUUGGCGCUGCCGCAGUCGACCGUUUUCCUCCCUUUACUUCCAUGUACAAAUAGCUUUCGUGAUUAGUGUGUCAUACCGCAUAUACAUACGAACUCGAGUUCAUUAUUAUUUAAAGUUUGUACUAUGAUGAUUUAUCUAGUUCAAUGGUGUGUUUAAGGUAAGAUACAUAUGCAAAUGCCGGUUUGAAUAGGUGAAUGAAUCAAGGCUGGCAACGUUCAAAACUCCUGCUUGUAUAAUGUAUGUCUGAAUAUAAGUAUAGAUAUGAGAUGGGUUGUCACUGGGCACAUGCUGGCCUUUAUUAGUUUGCAA
This is a messenger RNA of Sesamum indicum (sesame), 1822 nucleotides long. Its product is annotated as Auxin-responsive family protein. The record is from RefSeq and is a predicted model, not a curated record. Lineage: Eukaryota; Viridiplantae; Streptophyta; Magnoliopsida; Lamiales; Pedaliaceae.